Messenger RNA from Salvia splendens (bonfire salvia), 1197 nucleotides. RefSeq lists its product as uncharacterized. The coding region runs from base 1 to 1197 and encodes 398 amino acids. NCBI's taxonomy places the organism in Eukaryota, Viridiplantae, Streptophyta, Magnoliopsida, Lamiales, Lamiaceae. The record is from RefSeq and is a predicted model, not a curated record. The transcript has 2 exons.
AUGACCACUGGAUCCAGGGAAAAUAGAGGGAUGCUCCAUGGAGAGAUCAUCCAAAUUUCAGGUGGACUGAUCAGAGUCAUAGACAACCGCCUCAACCAUCUAUUCAGCGGACACAACCCUCCGAAGGGCAACCUAAUUGGACUGCUCAAAUUCAAGAAAGACCAAACACCGGAGGAAACAGAGGGCAAGGUGGUCAAGGCAAUUGGUCAGGCGGAUCCCAGGGUAACUGGUCCAGCGGAGGUGGUGAGCUACAUUCCGCCGCAUCAAAGAGGGAACCAACAGCACCAAGGGAACCAACCAUACCAUCAGCCCCAGUGUCAAUCUGUUCAUUAUGGGCCGUCAGACUACCCUCAGACCAGCCACGGUGGAGGAUCUUCAAAUCAGAGAUACAACAGGCACCCGAAUGAAGGUCCAGGAGAGGCUAUAGUUUCGCACCAUCAGAAUGAUGCGAUGCGUGAAAUCCAGGAGGCGCAAAAAGAACAGAGGGCAGCUCUGGAUAUGCUUACAAAGCAACUCUCUCAAGUUGUCAUGUCACUGGGGGAGCUGAGAGGGAAUGAAGGAAAGAUCUCAGCCACGGUGCAGCCCACUAGGCGGGAGAACAUCAGCGAGGUCUCCCUGAGGUCAGGGAAGGUGUAUCAAAGCCCCACUUCACCUGCAAGUUCCCCAGUAUCUACAUCUGGACAGGGCCGCGAAGAAGAAGCAGAGUCCAGCUUCCAUGAUCAAGCCGCUGGAGGAAGAGAUAAGGGAAAAGGAAAGGUAUGCGGCGAGACCUCAGGAGGAAGUCAAGGCGAUGCAACUGAGAAGACCAAGCCCUACCCCUACCGUGGGAUGAUUACAAGGAAGAGGGAUGCAACGAUUGAUGUGGCCAGCUUAUUCCAGGACGUGGAAGUCAAAGUGCCACUCCUGACGGCGUUGAAGAUGCCCCCUAUCAGCAAAUUUGUUGAAGACUACCUGGCGGGAAAGGUCAAUGAAGAAGGAAGAAUGAUUACAGAGGAGAAUGUCUCUGCAGUGAUCCAGCGGAGUGACCUCCCUUCAAAGAAGACCGACCCAGGGAUGUUCACACUCCCAAUCUCGAUUGGAGGCAUUCAAGUGGAGCAUGCAAUGUGCGAUCUCGGGGCGUCUAUCAAUGUAUUGCCCUAUUCCAUAUACAAGAAGCUGGGAGAGGCUAAGCUCAUCGACACCGACAUCAUGAUAUAG